Impatiens glandulifera is the source of this 1631-nucleotide messenger RNA. RefSeq names its product COBW domain-containing protein 1-like. NCBI's taxonomy places the organism in Eukaryota, Viridiplantae, Streptophyta, Magnoliopsida, Ericales, Balsaminaceae. Bases 48 to 1409 code for a protein of 453 amino acids. The record is from RefSeq and is a predicted model, not a curated record. Gene Ontology annotation, cellular component: cytoplasm. The transcript is spliced from 10 exons.
CCCUCUGAUUUGGAUUUUUUAUACAGUUGCUGCUGCUGCUGGCUGCCAUGGCUACAAUAAUGUCGACGGACGUAACAAAGACCUUCAUUGGACUGGCCAAGAUUCAGAGGACCGCCGCCUUCCGUCUUUUCUGGGGAAACCCACUUUCUCCUCAAUCUCGGAAUCUCCGAACUUUAGCCGUCCAACCAACUAUUCCUAGAACUCUCAAUUGGUCCAUCCGGAAACGCUUUAAUCGUCGCUUUACGGCUGCUGCUUCUGCGACGGAAACUCCCCAGAGUGAUAAUGGUUCCGACGUCUUAUCCAAGAUUCCUCCGGAUGACAGAAUCCCCGCCACCAUUAUUACCGGUUUCUUAGGCUCUGGAAAGACUACUUUAUUAAAUCAUAUAUUGACUGCGGAUCAUGGGAAGCGAAUUGCAGUCAUCGAAAAUGAGUUUGGUGAAGUAGAUAUAGAUGGUUCAUUGGUAGCUGCCAAGGCUGCUGGGGUUGAGGACAUAAUAAUGCUCAAUAAUGGUUGUCUCUGCUGUACAGUAAGGGGUGAUCUUGUUAGAAUGAUUGCCGAAUUGGUUAGUAAGAAGAAAGGUCGCUUCGAUCAUAUUGUUAUAGAAACUACAGGACUGGCAAAUCCAGCUCCAAUUAUUCAAACAUUUUAUGCAGAGGAUCAAGUUUUUAAUGAAGUUAAGCUUGAUGGUGUUGUAACUCUAGUUGAUGCUAAACAUGCUGCCUUUCAUUUGGACGAAGUUAAGCCAAAGGGAGUAGUAAAUGAAGCAGUUGAACAGAUUGCAUACGCUGACCGCAUUAUAGUAAACAAGAUUGAUCUUGUUGGAGAACAGCAAAUUGCUUCAUUGACUCAGCGGAUAAAGAACAUAAAUGGGAUGGCUCAUUUAAAACGGACAGAAUUUGGAAAAGUGGAUUUGGAUUAUGUCCUUGGAAUUGGAGGUUUUGACUUAGAGAGAAUUGAAAGUGUUGUCAAUGCUGAAGGUAAAGAGGAAGAUCAUGUUGAUGACCAUCAUCAUGAACAUGAUCACCAUCAUGAACAUGAUCAUGACCACAAACAUCAUCACCAUGAACAUGAUCAUGGUCAUCAUGCCCAUGGCCAUGACCACACUCAUGAUCCUGGUGUGUCUUCAGUUAGCAUAGUAUGCGAGGGAAGCUUAGACCUUGAAAAGGCUAACAUGUGGCUAGGUACAUUGCUGAUGGAUAGGAGUGAGGAUAUAUAUAGGAUGAAGGGUCUCUUGUCUGUGGAUGGCAUGAAUGAACGAUUUGUUUUCCAGGGAGUUCAUGAUGUAUUUCAAGGUUCCCCGGACAGGCUGUGGCAGUCUGAUGAAGCAAGAGUAAACAAGAUUGUGUUCAUUGGCAAAAACUUGGACAGGAAAGAAUUGGAGACGGGAUUUAAGGCGUGUUUGAUCUGAUGAUAAGCUUGAGUGCUGUUGAUGUUUGGUUGGUUAUACCAGGUUAUGUUUAUGUACUAGUUACUUACUAAUUGAGAAGUUACCAUACCAUCCAUUUUCCUUUCCAAAGACAGCGAAUUUUUUCCAUCAGAGAUGAUAAUUCCUUUAAGUUAAGAGGCCUAUUUUGCAUGUAGAAUCUAUUGUGUUUACAUGAAAAGGGUCCUUCAAUCUUACGGCAUGCCA